AGGACUGCAUCCUAGAACCACUGUCCCUGCCAGAAAGUCCAGGUGGCGCCACCACUUUAGAAGGUUCUCCAUCUGUGCCUUGUAUUUUCUGUGAAGAACACUUUCCUGUGGCUGAACAAGACAAACUUCUGAAGCACAUGAUUAUUGAGCAUAAGAUUGUCAUAGCUGAUGUAAAGUUGGUUGCUGAUUUCCAAAGGUACAUUCUAUACUGGAGGAAAAGGUUCACUGAGCAGCCCAUCACAAAUUUUUGCAGUGUGAUAAGAAUCAAUUCCACCGCUCCGCCUGAAGAACAAGACAAUUAUUUUUUGUUGUGUGAUGUUUUACCAGAAGACAGAUGUCUUCGAGAAGAGCUUCAGAAACAGAGACUGAAAGAAAUUCUGGAACAGCAGCAGCAAGAAAGAAAUGACACCAAUUUUUAUGGCAUUUGUAUGUUUUGCAAUGUGGAAUUCUCCGGUAACAGAUCUGUUCUUUUGAACCACAUGGCCAGAGAACAUGCUUUCAACAUGGGCUUGCCAGACAACAUUGUAAACUGCAAUGAAUUUUUAUAUACAUUACAGAAAAAGCUUGACAACUUGCAGUGCUUAUACUGUGAGAAGACCUUCAGGGAUAAAAAUACACUUAAAGACCAUAUGAGAAAAAAACAGCAUCGGAGGAUCAACCCUAAGAACAGAGAGUAUGACCGAUUUUAUGUCAUCAAUUAUUUGGAAUUUGGAAAAUCUUGGGAAGAAGUUCAGUUGGAAGACGAUCGGGAGUUGCUGGACCAUCCGGAUGAUGACUGGUCUGAUUGGGAAGAACACCCGGUCUCUGCUGUCUGCCUGUUUUGUGAAAAGCAAGCCGAAACAAUCGAGAUGUUAUAUGUCCACAUGGAGGAUGCACAUGAAUUUGAUCUCCUCAAAAUAAAAUCAGAACUUGGGUUAAAUUUCUAUCAGCAAGUGAAACUGGUUAACUUCAUCCGGAGGGAAGUUCACCAGUGCAGGUGUUACGGGUGCCACGUGAAGUUUAAGUCCAAAGCCGAGUUAAGGACUCACAUGGAGGAAACGAAGCACAUAACGCUGCUUCCUGACAGACAGACCUGGGACCAGCUGCAGUAUUAUUUCCCAACCUAUGAAAAUGACACUCUCCUGUGUACACUGUCUGACAGUGAAAGUGACCUGACUGCUCAGGAACAAAAUGAAAAGAUUCCCGUCAUUAGUGAAGAUACAUCGAAACUGCACGCUUUGAAACAGAGCAGCAUUUUAAACCAGUUGCUGCUAAAAGAGGGCUUGAAAAACUAGAAGAGACUGCUCCAGAAGCAAAUUGGAACGUUUUCUCCCAUGAGACAGGUGCAGAAGCAAGGUUUCAACUUGAACAUCAGAGAAGAAUUCAUCCUGAGAGGAAUUGUUUUUUGUUAAAAUAAAGUAGAAAAAU
Messenger RNA from Elephantulus edwardii (Cape elephant shrew), 1407 nucleotides. RefSeq names its product zinc finger protein 277 (gene ZNF277). Bases 138 to 1274 code for a protein of 378 amino acids. The transcript is spliced from 11 exons. NCBI's taxonomy places the organism in Eukaryota, Metazoa, Chordata, Mammalia, Macroscelidea, Macroscelididae. The record is from RefSeq and is a predicted model, not a curated record.